Nerophis ophidion (straightnose pipefish) is the source of this 541-nucleotide messenger RNA. Its product is annotated as G-protein-signaling modulator 1-like. Lineage: Eukaryota; Metazoa; Chordata; Actinopteri; Syngnathiformes; Syngnathidae. Bases 16 to 375 code for a protein of 119 amino acids. Gene Ontology annotation, molecular function: GTPase regulator activity; protein binding. The transcript has 2 exons. Gene Ontology annotation, biological process: regulation of inflammatory response. The record is from RefSeq and is a predicted model, not a curated record.
GUCAUCUUCUCCUCCAUGACAUCGCUGCAGAGGGAGGAGUUCUUCGAGCUGGUGGCCACGGCUCAAGCUCGCCGCCUGGAGGACCAGAGGGCACACUUGCAGAGGCUCCCGCGGGCCAAACCCAAGGCCAGAAGUUUCCGGGGCAGCCUAAAGCAGCUGUCUUUGCCCAGGAGGCCUCCGAGGGCCGCUCCCGUCCCCAAGGAGGACCUGUACAACAUGAUCCUCACCACGCAGGCCCAAGGCAGGCUGGAGGACCAGCGUAGUCGGGCCCCGGGGCCCAUGGAUGACGAGGACUUCUUCUCCCUGCUGCUGAGGGUCCAGGGGGGACGCAUGGACGAGCAGAGGACUGAGCUACCAAACCUGCUGCACAUUUAAGAUGUGGAAGGAACCGGGGCGGAGAGAGUCUGGCUUUUUUUUAGGUCAACGUGCUUUUCUUCUAACGCGUCACUGAACGUCUGCUUGGAAUGUUUGAGCCCUUUUGACCACGGGAAUCACUCUGGAACACAAAAAUAAUAAAAUAUCAAACGUCUUGCUUCCUUUA